GGGGAGCUGCCGCUGCGCGCGGCUGGACGGGCCCCAGCCAUGGCCAAGGACCCGCGGAAGCCCCGGCUCUGCCACAUGAUCAAGGGGGAGACCGGCUACGGCUUCCACCUGCACGGCGAGAAGGGCAAGAGCGGCCAGUUCAUCCGCAAAGUGGAGCCCGGCUCCCCGGCCGAGGCGGCGGCGCUGCGCGCCGGGGACCGGGUGGUGGAGGUGAACGGGGUGAACGUGGAGAAGGAGACGCACCACCAGGUGGUGCAGCGCAUCAAAGCGGUGGAGUCUGAGACCCGCCUGCUGGUGGUGGAUAAGGAGACAGACGAGUACCUGUGCGGCCUGCGGCUGACGUGCACCGAGGAGAUGGUGCACGCCGGGAUCCCGGUGAACUCCAACGCGUCGCCAGCCAAAUCGCCCGGCAGCGACAACGGAGACGUUUGGAAACCGCAGCUGGAGCUGAGCGGCGGGAGCCUCCGGAGUCACUCGUCGCACAGCUUCACCUCGGAGAGCGGGAAGAAGGAUGUCAAUGGACCAACACAGGAGCUGCGUCCGCGUCUCUGUCACCUUAAGAAAGGCCCCAGUGGCUACGGGUUCAACCUCCACAGUGAAAAGUCCAGACCUGGGCAGUUCAUCCGUUCGGUAGAUCCCGAUUCACCAGCCUCUAAAGCGGGCCUCCGACCCCAGGACAAGCUUGUCGAGGUGAACGGGAUAAAUGUGGAAGGCAUGAAACACUCUGAGGUUGUGUCAAACAUCAAGGCCAAGGAGAACGAAGCCAAGCUCCUAGUGGUGGAUCCCGAAACGGAUGAAUACUUCAAGAAAUUGGGGAUAAUCCCCACGGAGGAGCACAUCAAAGGUGGAGUGCCUCAGCCUAUUACUAACGGGUCUGCACAAACCCAGCUGAAUGGAGGAUCCAUGUCUUCAUCCCAUAGUGAUCUUCAAAGUCCUGAGAAGGAAUCAGAGGAGGGAGAGUCUGAGAAGAAGGACCCAUUUGAGGAAAGUGGCCUGAACCUGAGCCCGACUGCGGCAGAGGCCAAGGAGAAAGCGCGCGCCAAGCGGGUGAACAAGAGGGCUCCGCAGAUGGACUGGAACAAGAAACGGGAGAUUUUCAGCAACUUCUGAGCCAGGACGGCAGCUCUUCCCCUUCUCCCCACCCUCCAAACUGAACAUCUCCAACGCGCACCAGCCCUCUUCCUGGCUGUCGACCCAAGACGCUUUGUGCUCUGCUCUUCAUUGGUCGCUUUUUGCAAGGCAAAUUUUUAAAAAGGGUCGUUUAUGGACAAGUGAUUCCAGUAGAAAGAUGACCAAAGCUCCUCCCAGCACUUACCCGGCUGCCUGCGGUUCCCACAUUGCUGCUGAAGAAAGACUGGAAAGAUUUCAGUUUUCCUUCUUACCUGCUUUAUUUUGGUUUUUACUAUUUUGAGCUUCCCCCAGCCGCAGAAUCCCCGGUGGGAUAUUAUGCAUUCCUGUUUAAAAGCCUUGCGCUGAGGGCUCCCAAACUGCAAACUCUUAUUCGUUUCAAUUCAAAAUAAUCUAGUUUGUUAAAAAAAAAAAAA
Terrapene triunguis (Three-toed box turtle) is the source of this 1544-nucleotide messenger RNA. It is a transcript of the gene NHERF2, whose product is annotated as SLC9A3 regulator 2. The transcript is spliced from 7 exons. Gene Ontology annotation, biological process: protein localization to plasma membrane. NCBI's taxonomy places the organism in Eukaryota, Metazoa, Chordata, Testudines, Emydidae. Bases 40 to 1110 code for a protein of 356 amino acids. Gene Ontology annotation, molecular function: protein-membrane adaptor activity; signaling receptor binding. Gene Ontology annotation, cellular component: apical plasma membrane. The record is from RefSeq and is a predicted model, not a curated record.